UCCAAUUAUUUCUCUUAUUCCCAGUUUCAGGCGUGCUUAUUUUUUGAAGAUCCCUGUUAACCAAGAUCGAAACGAAGAAGAACAAUAGGACGCACCGUCACUGAUGGCUACGAUCUUAGCUCGCAAGUCGCUUAAUGCUCUUCGGGCUCGACAGCUUGCUGUUUCAGGGCAAGCAUUACAGUGUUCUCCCAAUUAUGGACUUCGAUAUGAUGCACACUUCUUCAGCACCAAAAAAGAUGAUGAAGAAAGAGAGCAACUUGCUAAGGAGAUAUCCAAGGACUGGAGUUCUGUUUUUGAGCGCAGCAUAAACACAUUAUUCCUCACUGAAAUGGUUCGUGGUCUGAUGCUUACAUUGAAAUACUUCUUUGAGAGAAAAGUUACUAUAAAUUAUCCAUUUGAAAAAGGACCUUUGAGCCCUCGUUUUCGUGGGGAACAUGCUCUUCGACGAUAUCCAACUGGGGAGGAACGGUGCAUUGCUUGCAAACUUUGCGAGGCUAUAUGUCCCGCACAAGCAAUCACGAUAGAGGCAGAGGAGCGAGAAGAUGGAAGCCGUAGGACAACGAGGUAUGAUAUUGACAUGACCAAGUGUAUAUACUGCGGUUUCUGCCAAGAGGCUUGCCCCGUGGAUGCAAUUGUUGAAGGACCCAAUUUUGAAUUUGCAACAGAGACUCAUGAGGAGCUUCUGUAUGACAAAGAGAAGCUACUUGAGAAUGGGGAUCGCUGGGAAACUGAGAUUGCAGAAAACCUUAGAUCUGAGAGUCUCUACCGUUGAUGUUGCUUUGACAGUGCUGUUAAUCAGAUUUUCUUGGCUUGAAUUUUGCAGAAAAAUAAAAUGACCAGUGGAUGGAUCUUGAAAAUACUUGUAUUAUUGGCUUUGUGAGUCAGUAAUGUUUUGCUGAUGCUGAAGUUACUCUUUCAUGUGUAUGGGGAUGAAUUGUUUGUCGUACCCUGCCAAGGUGUACUAAAUUUAUGGGGCGCAGUGCACUAAAUUGAGUUAUAUUGUUCUGA
Molecule: messenger RNA, 1008 nt
Organism: Carica papaya (papaya)
Lineage: Eukaryota; Viridiplantae; Streptophyta; Magnoliopsida; Brassicales; Caricaceae
Product: NADH dehydrogenase [ubiquinone] iron-sulfur protein 8, mitochondrial
Biological process (GO): mitochondrial respiratory chain complex I assembly; mitochondrial electron transport, NADH to ubiquinone
Cellular component (GO): respiratory chain complex I; membrane
Molecular function (GO): 4 iron, 4 sulfur cluster binding; NADH dehydrogenase activity
Source: RefSeq, a predicted model, not a curated record